Molecule: messenger RNA, 831 nt
Organism: Ceutorhynchus assimilis (cabbage seed weevil)
Lineage: Eukaryota; Metazoa; Arthropoda; Insecta; Coleoptera; Curculionidae
Source: the annotation of a GenBank genome assembly
AUGGGUUCGAAAAUCGAGUAUGUAGAUUCUUCACAAAUUUACGCGACAAAUUACGUGAGGAAUUCGAAAGCCAUCGGCGUCCUGUGGGCGAUUUUUACCAUUUGCUAUGCCAUCAUCUUAGUGGUGGCUUUUAUCACUCCAGAAUGGAUUGGUAACGUCGAAGGUGAAAAUCCUGGGAAAUUUGGUUUGUGGUCUGUAUGCAAUGCCGAAGAAACUGGAGAAAUAUGCUCUGGAAGGUUAGACGAAAUAAUGAAUAUGCCCAAUAGGGCUUUUCAAGCAGCCACUGCCCUAGUAGGCACAGCAACUGUAGCGGCUAUUUUGGCAAUAAUCGCAAUGAUUUUGUUCUUUUUUUGCCACUCGACUACAGUUUUUUAUGUUUGUGGCUGGAUGCAGACUGUAUCAGGUGCUGCCUUGAUUGCCGGCUGCGCCCUCUACCCUUACGGAUGGUCGCACGACUCAGUUCAAAAAAUCUGCGGUUCAUCUGAUAAAUAUAUUUUUGGAGAUUGCGGAGUGCGUUGGGCCUAUUUGCUGGCAGCUAUAGGCUGCUUGGAUGCCAUAAUUCUAGCUACUUUAGCCUUUAUUUUAGCUACAAGACAUGUUACCCUGCAGGCUGAACCUAAUUAUUCACCUGCCAGUUUGUACAAAGGUGAGAUGAAUAGCGCCUACGUGAGCGAUUCGGCCAGUGUAGCGGGUUCCAGAAAGUCUCUGAGCAUUCAUCCAGUAUUAUUAAUGCCUCCAGGUCAGGACGAUGCGUAUUCGCAAUUUUCCCAGAGGACAGUGCCACGUUCCGUACAUUCUGGACACUAUUCGCAUCCACGUUUCCAAUUGUAA